Molecule: messenger RNA, 1500 nt
Organism: Mesorhabditis belari
Lineage: Eukaryota; Metazoa; Nematoda; Chromadorea; Rhabditida; Rhabditidae
Source: the annotation of a GenBank genome assembly
AUGAAAAUUCAGCUACUCCUCGUUGGUGUCCUUUGCUGGAUCGCAAGCGUUACAGCUAAGUGCAAGCUUCGCCCUUUUGGAUGCUAUGUCUGGGAUUGGGAAGAAGCAGCAAAUACCGGCGCUGAAAAACACGCAUUUCUCACGAAGGAUUGGCACGACAAAAAUUGUAAAGAGCCACCAGCGUGUACAAAAGCAUGUUCUCUCAACAAAAAGACAUUCGACAAAAGUGAUCUUGAGGGAAAGGGAAUUCAAGUCGCUUGCAAAAUUUCCGACUUGUUUUGUGAUGACGCGAAAGCAAAGAAGGACAAUUGCAUCGCAUCACGUGAAGUCGAGAUAAGCUUCCCUCCACCUCCCGCUUCCAAUCCAAAUGCUACCACUCGUCGUCGUGAAGAGGAAUCACAGGGCUUUGAAGAUCUGUUCAACAUUCGUGUUCGACGCAAUGAGAUGCCGACAACUUUGCAACCAAAAGCUUCCCAAAAAAUCAAGGCUAUCGUUCUGCCUGUUUGUCUUAUCGGUGACGCCUUGGACUGCAAGAAGUAUUCUGGUAGCGCUGGUGCAAUCUGCAAGUCCGAUCAACUCAACGAUGGCGCUCUAAAUUUCAAGGACCAAAAAUUCUGCACCGUGCUCGAAUCUGCAUUGGGCGGCGAAUAUCCAGAGAGUGUUAUACAUGACACUGUCCAAUACGCGAAGGUGUCAAACAUCUGGAAGAGCACCGGCUUACCAUAUGCGUUGGUUACCUCAGACAAGGCUAACUUUUUGCCCGGAGAAAGCAAGGACGGAAAGGCAUGCUCGACUUAUGCAGCAAGAGAUUGUCGCCCAAGGCCACUUUGCGAAGGAGACAGUCAGAAAGUGAUGUGGAAGGGCAACAAAUACUCGCUUGAGAAAUUUGGUCCGACAGAAUGUGAAACAGCUUGCACGAAUGCCAAUCAAGAUCUUUGGCUGGAGGCUACCGGUGAAGAGACAAGUUUGAAGUGCCGUGUGCUGGACAUUGAGGGAUUUCCGUUGCACCGAAGAGGACGAAAGCCCAUGGCUAAGUUCAUGGAUGCCAAGGAUAAUCUCAACAGGACCAAGUUGUUUCAAAAAGCAGCCGCAAGUCGGGGCAUUACUGAUGGGGACAUUACUGCUUCUUACCCUCUUCCCAUCGAUUACUCAUCCAUUAAGGAUGAAGCUAUGAAGAAGCAAGUGGAGGCAAACCUUUGGCUCAACAAGAAAACAAAUCCCUUCGCGAAGAAAUAUGGCAGCCACAUCAAAACACUCGAUGUUCCCGAUUGUGGAGAAGACGACCCGGACACUAAGAUAUGCAACAAGAAAGAAGGGCAAGAAAAGAGGGACAACAAAGAUUUGGCCAUCGCCCUCCUGUCUAUUGCAUUAUCAAGAAGAAGAAGGCCAAGAAGGCGGCAGCCGCUGGAACGGGAGGAGCAACAGCUGGUGGAGAAGCUGAAGACUGAGAAGGGAAAUGGGCAAUGGAUGUGCCGCAAACGGGACAAACGGGCGUCUAAA